AUGACCACAUUUCGCGAUCCAGCCUCGGUGCACUCACAAAUACAUCGCAAGAAGAACCUGCAACUCGACACGUCGCAAAAUGCUGAAGAUGCUGCGCCUCCCUCCACUCGGUUGCUCAAAAGGGCCUCUUUUGCGAACUUCUCGUCGCUCAUCAAAGACACUGUUUUGUGGGCAGGAGACAGACUGAACACAUACAGGGAUGGCAUGUUGAAGGAAGAACGGGAAGAAAAGCUGCGAAAGGAUAAUCGGAAGCAGCUGCUUUACUUGAAUAUGCGAAAUGCCGUUUCGUUUGACGAGUGGCGUGCGUGUGCCUGCGAGCUGGACGAACUCGAAGACAAUAACAAAUGGAAAGAAACGCUCGAGUCCGAUGAAUACGACCCGAGUCUUGUCCUCAAACGCAUGAGACAGCUAGAAGAUGCGCGCAGUAGUUGCGACGUCAGUCGCAUGCUGUUCCUCAUUCGAACAGCGCUGAGCAGAGAUUUAGGGAACAUGAGCAGCUCCUCGUUGUAUCAACAUACACAUAUCGGGACUAAAACGCUUAUCGAUCAAUACAUAACUACCGCACUCAAUACAAUCUCCACACUUCUAGACUUAUCCGGGAGUGAUCGUUGCGAUUUUACCGAGAUGCAGUAUAUUCUUGAUCAACUGUUAGCCGCGCGACAAGCGUUCGGCCGCAGUGCAGUGCUUCUGUCGGGUGGCGGCACCUUCGGCAUGAAUCAUAUUGGGGUCAUUAAAGCGCUUUGGGAAGCAAAACUCAUGCCUCGUAUUAUUUCAGGCGCGUCUGCAGGUAGCAUUGUUGCGUCAAUAUUUUGCGCCCACACAGAUGACCAGAUCCCUGUGGUCCUGGAAUCCUUUCCUUACGGCGACCUUGACGUUUUCGAGCCAGAGGGAAACCCGCUUCCACCGUUGCAAAAGAUGGCUCGACUACUAAAGUAUGGCUCUGUUUACGAUAGCUGUAACCUCGAACGAGUAAUGAGAAACUGGCUAGGAGAUACGACAUUCCAAGAAGCUUAUAAUCGCACCCGCAAAAUUCUCAACAUAUGUAUCUCGAGUGCUGGCCUGUAUGAACUUCCGAGAUUGUUGAACUAUAUCACAGCUCCAAAUGUAUUGAUAUGGUCCGCAAUCACCGUGUCUUGCUCUGUGCCUUUCGUCUUCUCACCGUCCGUGUUGAUGGCAAAAGACCCUCUUACAGGGGAGAACGUACCUUGGCACGAUGAGCCCGGCCAGUGGAUUGACGGCUCCCUGGACGGAGACCUUCCCAUGACUCGCUUGGCCGAAAUGUUCAAUGUCAAUCAUUUCAUCGUGUCUCAAGUAAACCCUCACGUGCUUCCAUUUUUAGAAAAAGAAGCAGGCCCAGGAAGCGAUUUACAGCGACAACCCUGGCUACAUUCUUCAUGGCUCAAUGCAAUGACGAACCUUGCGCGGGAAGAGGCUCUCCACCGUAUGAACGUAUUCUCGGAGAUGGGUUUCUUCCAGAACGAAUUCAUGAAAACCGCAUCUAUUCUUAGUCAGAAAUACUCAGGGGACAUUAACAUCUUUCCGGAGAUCCCUUAUGCCCAUUUUCUGCGAAUUCUUCAGAACCCGACUACUGAGUUCAUUCUUCAAACUUGCUUAAGCGGGGAACAGGCAACGUGGCCUAAGAUUUCGCGCGUGCGCAAUCAUCUUGCAAUUGAGCUGAGUCUCGACUCCGCAGCUCAGACUAUGCGAGCACGGGUUGCGUUGAGCCCUCCAAGUGCGACGAAUUUGCCAGUCCCAAACUCUGCUAAUUAUUUCCGGAUGCUAUUCGAAGAGAGAAAGGCCAAGCCAGGCUCGUUUCGACGACGCAGUUCGUACAGUGAGUCUAGGAGGGUGAGAAGCAGCCUAGCGGCAUCACGGCAGCGACUUAGUGGGGACCUGAAGAAGGCUUACAGCUCCGUUUCAAUGGACUUCGUCGACUUACAGAGACCUGUCAGUCCUGUUUCUCACUACAAGCAGACGCACAGUAAGAAUUCAACUGAUGAAACACGCAAAAGCAAUGGUUAUGCUUCAGGACAUGCCGCAGAGAGCAGCUACUUCAUUGUUCCAAGUGAUAGCGAUGAUGAGUCCUACACUUCAUGGCCACAGAGGCCGAUGAUAUCACGUAAUGCCACAUGGGCCGCGUCAUCGGCGCCUCCCGACUCACCGAAGUCUGGUAGAACAAGCUCUACAGCGUCUCGUCGAUCUUCUAUCGCCAAAAUGGCCUCCAACCAGCUGCGACCAGCGUCUGCUGGAGAAAUUUAUUCGUCGUCCGCAGCUAAAUCGUCCAAGUUCUGA
Messenger RNA from Talaromyces atroroseus, 2292 nucleotides. RefSeq lists its product as hypothetical. Lineage: Eukaryota; Fungi; Ascomycota; Eurotiomycetes; Eurotiales; Trichocomaceae. Gene Ontology annotation, molecular function: triacylglycerol lipase activity. The transcript has 3 exons. The coding region runs from base 1 to 2292 and encodes 763 amino acids. Gene Ontology annotation, biological process: lipid metabolic process. The record is from RefSeq and is a predicted model, not a curated record.